CUUUUUCAGCUGAGAGCGUUCGAGGCGCUGCGCCUCUCUGUAUUAGAACGGCAUAUGCCAUAUUCCAAACAAACGAAAGUGCCUCCGACACCGACACGCAUACAUUUAUCUCCUCGACUUCGCAAUCCCACAACUGGAAAGCGACUGCUUGCACUACAACGGCCCAUUUAUUUGCGUGCCCCUGAACGAAACGUGCGUUUCCCUGCAUUGGGGCGGCGCCUUCUCCCCCCUCCACGGCAACGAAGUCGGCUCACGGGACUCAGAAGAAGAAUGCUUUCAGCACUUGACGAUCGGAGUUUGUGCACAGCACAGAGCCUGCCCGUAGAAAAGCCGGAACAGCAUAUUAUCAAGGGAUGCUGUACAAAUAGAGAAGCAAACGAGGAACUGCCGGUUGCCGAGAAACAUUCACUAAAAGGUAAGCGUAACUAUAUGAACAGAGAAACAUCUGUCCACAGGUAACAAGAGAGCAUGCAGGUAAUGCCGCACCACAUCCAAUGGAACUUUGUUAAUUCUUCCAGGAGCGCUGUGGGAGCAUGAACAAGCCGAGAGGAUCCUUUGCGGACUUGGAGAGGAACUGGAAGAGCAAAGGCAAGCAAUCACGGAUAUUCGUCGACAAGUCGCGAGACAACAGAAUGAUAUGGACAACGUCCAACGACGACAACAAGUACAUCACGAAAUGCUAGAAUAUCACAGGGAAGAGCACCAUCGUUUGGCGCAGCAGCAGCAAAAUGAAACGAAAGUGAAAUCGGAUAGUGCAUGUUGCAUGCUAGCUCUCAAGAUUCGACGCGAAAGCCUCGCCAGGUUGAAGAUGCGUGAAGAACUUUACGAACUCAAACACGAAAUGGCAUCCUUAAGGCAGAGAUAUGAGCAGAGCCAUUAUCGCUUGAAGCGCAAGGAGAGCUGUGAAAAAUAUCUGGAGAAACGGAAAGAAGUACUGGAGGGCCAGCUCCGAAGUUGUUCAACACCGCCGGCGGCAACUCGCGAUGCAGCGACAGAGAAGUGCUCCCCCUGCGAAGACGAAAGUAGGGUGGUUCACCAUAACUCUAAUGCUGUUACGUCCGAAAGGACAACUUAUGUUCUCAUACUACAGAUGCAUUCUUCCUAAAUCUGCUGAGUGACACAGUGACUGCAACAACACGAGAAGCUUUGAAGUUCUUGAUUCCGACAACGCAGCACGAACCUUGAAAUGUGGAAACGUGGAAAGGUCGACCUCGAGCAAAGAACAACGCAUGUCGUUUUCCAUAGAUUUGAAACAAGAGACGUAUUUGCGGAGAAGCAAAAGUACAAGUGACUGGUGGCUUGAUGUGCCGUGUAUAACAAACGUUCAAACCUCCCGCCUCACGAUAAGAAAACGCCAAGCACCGAACCAGCAAACCAUUGUCGCCACACGAAGAGCGUGAAUCUCUGAUUUUGGGCAGGCAAUCGUCCUCAGGUCAGGAAAUCAGCAAGUUCGGCCUGGCGGGGCCUCCCCCCAGCAGACGAGAGCUUGGCACAGAAGGUCAUCUCUCCGUACAACGGUGAUUUUCGAGCACGAAACAUGCAGAGGAAGGCUGCCUCCGAUUGUCGGCGCGCAAGCUCUGCGGCGGCAGUCUCGAGAGGCUAUACUUCACAACCGGGGAAGCUACAGAUUUCCUCUGUAUCCACGGUCCACCAACGCCUUUUCAAUCAAAAACCGAACUGUGGAAGUCGGCGCAUAUGUUGUGUCAAGAAGCUGAUUGAAGGAGAGGAGAGCACACGUGCAACCCUACGGCGCGGUAGCUCUCCGCACACUACGGGAUAUCAUCGUGCACAUCAGGGCCGUGAUGGUGGGCGGCUGCUGGUUGAUGCUGAGGUGAAGCAUGGAGUGAGAAGAAGAAGCAGUAGCUGUGCCGACAUCGACAAUCAGUCGGCAAUCCACAACGGGUGCAGCUUCUCGCAUGGAUCCCUACGGACUGGUCAAAGCACCUUGGUUGAUUUCAGGUGCCUUCGGUGCGUACCGGUGGCCCAAAACAGAUCAGCGAGCGUCGGACCGAAGACGAAUCAGAGCGGCUCAGCGAAGAACACAACGUCACGGAAUGUGGCCACAGAGACGAAGGAUGAUGCACCACUGGGUCUCGAAAGGCGACUCUCGAGACUAGAGCAGAUCUAUGUCUCCCAAGAAGAAGCAAUACAGGUUCGCAUACAAACAGAGGUGACCAGACGGAUUUUCGUUGUGGAGAUCAUUCUCCCUAAACACCAUGGGCCUGACUGACGCUUCACGAAGCAGAUGGGGCGUUAUCCCCGCUACGUUGUAUUUCAUUACCUACAUGAGUU
This is a messenger RNA of Toxoplasma gondii ME49, 2292 nucleotides long. RefSeq lists its product as hypothetical. The transcript has a single exon. NCBI's taxonomy places the organism in Eukaryota, Apicomplexa, Conoidasida, Eucoccidiorida, Sarcocystidae. The coding region runs from base 1538 to 2230 and encodes 230 amino acids. The record is from RefSeq and is a predicted model, not a curated record.